AAAAAGUGAGUAAAUCUCACCAAAACGCUUCGUAUCUUAAAUAGUGCAACAAUCUCCCCCCUCUCCACUCACCUCUGGUUUCUCAAAAGCUUCACCAUUCCGGUUAAUGUUAGGGUUUCAUAAUUCCCAUUGCAAAAUGAUGCACAAUCAUAUUUCUCUUCAAUUUCCACUCCCCAAUUCCAAUUCUUCUCGCCACUCUUCCCAAAACAUGAAUUGAUACAAUAUCUUCUUCUUUUGGGUAAGUCACUUCUCGUGGCUGUCUACAGUGGCAGCAGUUCUGAUAUGGAAAUGUAUAAUGUUACUGAAGCUAGGGUCCCUGAAGCUUACUGGAAUGAAGGAGCUGAUUUAAAUUCGCGCUUUGCAAGCCCGAAUUUCGAGCAGUCUGGUGCAUUGAUUAAUGAAGGAGCCCCUGAGUUUGUCGACCAGAGCAUGUAUUACCCUGCUGCAACCAAUUAUGGGUAUAAUGGUACAGGAUUUGAACCACCCGGGGAAUGGGAGGACCAGCAACGGAUUUUUGGUGUAGAUGGUCCCGAAGUUCAGUACACGGGUGGACAGAAUGAAAAUUUUCCAUAUGUAUAUUAUAGCUAUGGAUAUGCACAGUCUCCGUAUAAUCCAUAUAAUCCGUACAUACCGGGUGCUGUGGUAGGAGUUGAUGGUUCAUUUGUUGGAGGGCAACCUUAUUACAACCUCCCCGAUUAUCAGAAUCCUGCUUCUUCACCUUCUUAUGGUCCCCUUGUUCAACCCGACAAAUUUUCUUAUAAUUCUGCAAACUCUUUGGUUGGAGCCAGCGCUUCUGUCAAUAGACCUGAUGGAAGAGGUUUGAAACACAAGUUCAAUUCAGCUUAUGGUAACUUUUCUAGGAACUCUUCACAACUUUUAUCAAAUCAGGCAAGUUCCUUGGCCAGGGUACCAGACGGGCCGAGAGCUAAUGAUGGGAGGAAGCAUGUUUCUGGAAGUAGGUUUCUCAACAGAGCUUCAUCAGCUGUUCUUCAGGAUAGAAGUUCUGAUGCUUCAAUGCAACAUGUAGAUGCUAUUUCUAAUGGGAAUAAUAUUUCUCAUCGUAAUCAAUUGAAAGUAGCUGCUUCAAGAAGUGAAUUUUCUCAUUUUGCAUCAAAUGCCAAUGGACAGCCUACAGUUGCUAAACUUAGGCCGAAGGUUGACAUAUCAGAAGUAUCAAAUGAUGGAAAUGGUAGUGUUGAUGUAUUGGGUGAGCAAAAUCGAGGCCCUAGGACUAGUAGAUCAAAACUUCAACUAUCUGUGAAAGCUUAUACAACCAAGGUAGGAGGUGGUAACGAGCAAGGGAACAUCAUCAUUUAUACCGAUCAAUACAACAAGGAGGAUUUCCCUCUUAACUAUGAUAAUGCAAAGUUUUUUGUUAUAAAAUCAUACAGUGAGGAUGAUGUGCACAAAAGCAUUAAAUACAAUGUGUGGUCUUCUACACCUCAUGGAAACAAGAAGUUGGGAAAUGCUUAUGAGGAUGCAAAGAAACUAUCAGCUGAAAAAGCGGGAGUCUGUCCAAUCUUCCUAUUUUUUUCUGUUAAUGCUAGCGGUCAAUUCUGUGGAGUUGCAGAGAUGAUUGGUUCAGUUGAUUUUAAUAAGGAUAUGGACUUCUGGCAACAAGAUAAAUGGAGUGGGAGCUUUCCUGUAAAGUGGCAUAUCAUAAAAGAUGUACCAAAUGCAAAUUUCAAACACAUUAUUCUAGAAAACAAUGAAAACAAGCCCGUAACUAAUAGCAGAGAUACACAAGAGAUAAUGUAUCUUAAAGGAUUGGAAAUGCUGAAAAUAUUCAAAAGUCAUACUUUGAAGACAUCUUUGCUUGAUGAUUUCAUGUAUUAUGAAAACCGUCAGAAGAUCAUGCAGGAUGAGAAAGCUAAGCUCUUUCUCAAAAGUGUAGAAGGUCCAUUAUUCAUACAACCAUUGGAAGCUCCUCGAAAGUUGAUUGUUGGCAAACCUCCCACCAAGAAUGAGAAGAAUUUAAAGAUCAAGGAUGAUUCUGAUAACUUAAACCAGUUGUCCAUUUCAAGCUCUGAGCAGAACAUCCGUAAUUCUGACGUCCCCAAUAUCAAGUCUGUGAAUGAGCAGGUGGAGAAAAUUGCAGUUCAUGAAGAUAUUUCUUCGAUCUUAAAGAUUGGUUCGGUCACUAUUACCCCAAAGCAGGUUGAGACAAAACAAUCUGGCAUUGUUAACAGAGAACAAAUUGAUGUUCUUACUGUAGGCUCAAUGCCCAUUAAAGUUAAUGGGUUCACUGGCUCUCCGGGUUUCUUGAAAGUAGGAAGUAUACAACUUAACCCAAAAGCUUUACAACCGUAAAAAGGAGAUGCCGCUUAGCGUUUGCUUUUUAGUUUGUCAUUUGGUUUGGUCAAGUUGGAUUAAUGUUUCUUGAUUGAGAAGUUGUUUCUCUUUGAUCUAUUUCUGCUUCUAAUGCUUUAAUACAAAGGCCCUUCCAAUUUUCAUGAAAUUUCAAGCUGCGGUGUUGACUUCUAAAACUUCUCAAAGCUAGUCCUUCUUUUUGCAUACAUACUUGGGUCAGUUUUCUCUGAAUUUCUUCCUAUCUCUUGUGGGGAAACAUGAAGAAAACUUCUCUCCACUUUCAUUCCAUGUUAUUAUAUUCACAAGAUCUAUCUUUGCUGUGUUGUUAAGAAUGUAUGUGUUCCAUUUUGAUUAUGAUUUGGUUCUGAAAGUGUUGAAAUGUUUACAAGUGAGUGAGAGUUUAUUCUUUAACAAUAGUAAAUUCUUUUGGUUUA
Molecule: messenger RNA, 2744 nt
Organism: Vicia villosa (hairy vetch)
Lineage: Eukaryota; Viridiplantae; Streptophyta; Magnoliopsida; Fabales; Fabaceae
Product: YTH domain-containing protein ECT4-like
Exons: 7
Coding region: 283-2310 (675 amino acids)
Biological process (GO): mRNA destabilization
Cellular component (GO): cytoplasm
Molecular function (GO): mRNA binding
Source: RefSeq, a predicted model, not a curated record